This is a messenger RNA of Penicillium longicatenatum, 3843 nucleotides long. RefSeq names its product putative cation chloride cotransporter. The transcript is spliced from 4 exons. Lineage: Eukaryota; Fungi; Ascomycota; Eurotiomycetes; Eurotiales; Aspergillaceae. The record is from RefSeq and is a predicted model, not a curated record. Gene Ontology annotation, biological process: potassium ion homeostasis; potassium ion import across plasma membrane; cell volume homeostasis. Gene Ontology annotation, cellular component: membrane. The annotation marks the transcript as partial. Gene Ontology annotation, molecular function: potassium:chloride symporter activity.
GCAUCGUUGCGUUUGACAACCGAACUCCGCGGACAUAUCACACCCGCAAUGUCUCGCCGACGCCCGAACUUCGCAGCUCGGACCGCUGAAGCAGAUGAUUCACGCCUGGAUCCGAACGAGCUGGACUCCUCUGCCAGUGCUGGGUUUCUGUCUUUGGCACCUGUCAUUCCACCCACCCAACAGGGACUCAACUCCACAGCUCCUGAACACCAUCACCACUCAUGGUCCACAAACCCGUUUCAUGGCCUGGGCAGAUUGUGGGCUGGAAACACAGACAAUGGAAAGGGGCAAGAGGCUAGUGGAGAACCUGUAUCUGCGCAUACGCCUUCUUUUACAGGACCCUUACACGAUGCCACUGUCGACAAGAGGGAUAGGAAUGGGCAUCGACCUCGAUUGACAGAGGAGUCCAAGAAGCUUGGAACAUUCUCCGGUGUAUUUGUUCCUGUGACGCUGAACGUACUCAGUAUUUUGAUGUUUUUGCGCUUUGGAUUUGUUUUGGGUCAAGGAGGAUUGUUAGGGAUACUAGGACUCCUCGUCAUAUCUUACACGAUUAAUUUGGUGACAACCAUGUCACUAUCCGCGAUCGCAACAAAUGGUACGGUCCGAGGUGGAGGUGCAUACUACUUGAUCUCUCGAUCUCUCGGUCCCGAAUUCGGUGGAUCAAUUGGAAUUGUCUUCUAUAUGGGCUACGUCUUCAACACUGGUAUGAACUCGGUCGGCCUGGUCGACUGUUUCUUUCAGAACUUUGGUAGCACAUCUGGCAGCUUGGGGAAUUUCCUCCAGGAAGGGUUCUGGUGGUCGUAUCUGUGGGGAACGAUUAUCUUAGUCCUCUGUACUGCCAUUUGCUUUGCUGGAAGCUCUCUAUUUGCAAGAGCUAGCAAUGGUCUUUUGGUUAUUCUUCUUGUGGCCACUUUCAGCAUCCCUCUAUCUGCCAUAUUCAUGAAGCCAUUCUCCCGAGAUGGCGUGGAGUUUACUGGGCUGAGCUUGAAAACGCUCGCGGGAAAUCUCACACCACACCUAACGAAAGGUGCUGCGGGAAGUCAGUUGAAAGGGAAGGAAAGUUUCCAGGAUCUUUUCGGCAUCUUGUUUCCGGCAACAGCAGGCAUAUUCGCGGGUGCGAGCAUGUCAGGUGAUCUCAAGCACCCAAGCAAAGCAAUUCCCAAAGGAACCUUGGCCGGCAUGGCUCUGACAUUCGUCACAUAUACAACGGUGAUCCUUGCCAUGGCAGCCUCCAUCACAAGGCAAUCGUUCUAUAACAAUGUGAAUGUAAUUCAGGUCGUCAACUAUUCUGACAGCCUCAUAUUAUUGGGAGAAUUCGCGACUAGUUUCUUCUCCGUGUUAAUGGGCGUCACCGGAUCUGCCAAGCUUCUCCAGGCAAUUGCUCGAGAUAGCUUAGUUCCUGGUAUUAAAAUUUUUGGUCAAGGUACAAAGAAGAAUGAUGAGCCCAUUUAUGCAAUCAUUAUUACCUUCAUCUUUGCCCAGGUUACAAUGCUGUUCGAUAUCAAUCGCAUCGCCUCCUUCAUAACCAUGAUAUACCUGAUGACCUUUCUAGUCACUAAUUUGGCUUGUUUCCUACUUAAGAUUGGGUCUGCCCCCAAUUUCCGACCAUCUUUCCAUUACUUCAAUUGGCAGACAGCAGCUGCAGGAACUCUGGUCAGUGGCGUCAGCAUGUAUUUUGUGGAUGGUCUCUACGCCAGCGGUGCGGUGAGCGUUUUGUUUAUCUUAUUCCUGCUGAUUCACUACACAUCACCACCCAAGCCAUGGGGAGAUGUCAGCCAAAGUUUAAUCUACCAUCAGGUGCGGAAAUAUUUGCUGCGCCUACGUCAAGAGCAUGUCAAAUUUUGGCGACCACAGAUUCUUCUAUUCGUGAGCGAUCUUGAUCGACAGCACAAAAUGGUCUCUUUCUGCAACUCUCUGAAGAAAGGCGCAUUGUUUGUAUUGGGCCACGUUAUUGUCACCGAAGAUUUCUCAUCAGCCGUUCCAGAGGCCCGUCGACAGCAAACCGCAUGGACUAAAUAUGUUGAAUACUCCAAGAUCAAAGCCUUUGUCAACAUUGCCAUUGCCCCGGCCGCAGAAUGGGGUAUGCGAAACAUUGUUCUCAACUCAGGACUGGGAGGCAUGCGACCCAAUAUUGUCGUGAUCGAUCAGUUUCGAGAGGACCAGUCUCUAGUGGAAACCUUGACUCCAAGCAGCAACACCAAGACGAGACGUCGCUCUUCAUACUUUGGCUUAAGGCGAGAGGCAUCAGAUGAAUCCGAGAUUCCGGUCAAGCCGAUGAGUAUCCAAAGCUACGUGACAGUCCUUGAGGACCUUUUGUUUAAGCUUCGUAUCAACGUGGCUGUGGCUAAAGGGUUUGAGAGCUUGGAGCUGCCGGACCCUCAUGGCCGUCACACAAAGAAGUUCAUUGACCUCUGGCCCAUCCAGAUGUCAGCGGAGCUAGGAGCCGACACCGAGAGUAAGCAGAAUGUAUUGACCACCAAUUUCGACACUUAUACCCUCAUUCUGCAAUUGGGCUGCAUUCUCAACACUGUUCCGUCGUGGAAGAAGACAUAUCAAUUGCGAGUGGCGGUGUUUGUUGAAUAUGAGACAGAUGUGGAGGAUGAAAGAAGACGGGUUGAAGCUCUUCUAGAGAAGCUGCGAAUUGAAGCCGAAGUACUGGUUUUCUGGCUUGCAUGCGGAGACUUGAAGGCAUACCGCAUAAUAGUCAACGGAGAUACCUCUUCAGAGAUUGCAGACGGUCAGGACCAUGUUGAUUCUGUCCUCCAGGACGAGGAAUGGUGGCAGGGAAUUUUGCGAGCUCGCAAUCACUCCCAAAGCCAGGCAGUAGAUGCAACUACUGGUGACAUGCGAAUGGAAAGAGCGGCUACGUGGCAGGCACCUUCGAGCAUAGACAGUGGGAACCGACCAUAUCAACAAGUGACCGGACUCAGGAGACUGAUCCAAUCCAACAAACGCAGACGGUCUGUAUCCAGCUUUAAGACGAUGGGGGGUGUCAAUCUAGGGAUGCAAAUCAACCGCCUUGGAGCCUUUGUUAAGUAUGAUGGGGAUGGGGAUACCUUAGUUGGGUAUAAUGGGGAGUUCUCCAGCAGUGAAAGCAGCAGUGACAGUGAACUGGAUCCAUACAUUAGCGAUCCAGAAGUUGAUGACGAGGACGAGGACCAGGAAGAGGUGGUCCAGAAUCGGAAUGGCUCUUCACAAUUGCCUCGCUCCAAAAGCGAUGGCCAAAGUCCUGGUGUGAGUCCCUCGACUCGUCCAAUCGCACAGGACUUCGCUAGCCAGGCAAUCCCCUCUAUAAUCACGGAAGACAAUGCAUCCCCAACAAGCAAAUCUCCGGCUCCUGGCCCAGUCCGUCCCAAACGCCCGGGCAUCAGCCGUUCUGCAUCCAGCAAUCGUUUCAGUUCCUCACCAAUCCCGGAAGCCAAGGUGAACACGGGAGCAGACGAGGCCGGACCGUCAAUUAUGUUCGCACAGAAUGCAUCACCGCCCCGCUUUACGCAGAAACUCGAUUCCAUCUACGCAAGGCGCCCAUCCGCCACCUCGUCUACCUCUCCCAGUGCACAGAUCAGCCAAACGGCGUCUGGGUUCCCAGGUCCCGCCUCUAUUCCAUUGUCCUUCAAUGAUCUUCCUAGCCGGGCACAGCAUCUCAUCCUCAAUGAGCUGAUGGUCCAGCAAAGCAGUGAGACAGCCGUUAUCUUCACGACACUACCGUCCCCGGUAGAGGGUACAUCCCUCCGCGAACAGGACAGUGCCUCGUACUUGAGUGACCUGGAAGUACUGUGGCAAGGCCUACCGCCGUGUUUGUUGGUUCACAGCAAUAGCAUGACCGUGACGAUGAAUCUAUGA